CUUGCAGUACGUAGUAUGCCAUUUGAAACGUCGACAAUUCUUGCGUUGUACACAGGUGUGUGGUUCUCCAAUUCCAAAACGUUCGAGGCUUAAGGCGUGUCGUUCACUUUGUUUCCUAAACGCGUUUUCACCACUAUCCAUGUUUUCCAGACAACAACGCUUCUGUUUGGACUAUUUGAUUUACACAAAACGUCCCAGGAAUACCUUAAAAACUAUUGAAAAUAGCCAAACUCGACUACUAUUGUCUUAAAUCUUUUUCUAAAGGCUAUCGUUCCUAGGUUAAGGCUACCUCUCGUGUAUCUUUCAUGAUGCCAAAAUCAAACUUUUAUGUAAGGCUUUGGUGUUUCGCAGGUAUCUUGGUUUGUCAUGCUCAGGAAGAAUGUGGUCAGCCACCCAUGGAAGACAGAAUUGUCGGAGGUGUCGAUGCGAAGCAAGGAGCAUGGCCGUGGCAGGUGGAUAUUCAGACUACGAAGGAUGGUCAUGUUUGUGGGGGCUCAAUCAUCAAUUCGGAAUGGGUGCUGUCUGCUGCCCACUGCUUCCCAAAUCCAUACGACUUGUCGGGCUACACGCUAUACCUGGGACGUCUCAAGCUCAACGGUUGGAAUCCCAAUGAGUUGUCACGCCAAGUGACGCGCGUCGUGAUCCCAUCCAGCUACACGGAUCCCAAGUCUGGACAGGACAUGGCGUUGUUGCAGCUGGACAGCCCGGUACCCUGGUCGAAGCAUAUCCAUCCGAUCUGUCUGCCUGAUGCCGGGACAGAUUUCUCUGGGGACAUUUCCUGUUUUGUUACCGGCUGGGGAAACAUACGUGACGGAGUCUCCCUGAGUGGUGUGGGGACACUGCAGCAAGUUCAGGUGCCAAUCAUCUCAACAUCUUCCUGUCAGGCGAUGUACAGCCAGUCCUCAGAGACAGUGGACAUCCUGUAUGACAUGAUCUGUGCCGGCUACCAGGAGGGGGGCAAGGACUCCUGCCAGGGGGACUCAGGAGGACCCCUAGUCUGCAAGAUGCAGAACGGGACCUGGGUACAAGCCGGGGUUGUGAGUUUUGGCCUGGGCUGUGCCGCGGCCAAUCAGCCUGGCAUCUAUGCCAAGGUGUCAACCUUCUCCAGCUUCCUCCGCAACAACAUACCAGAUAUACAGCUGUAUGGCCGGGGCGAUCACAGCUUGGCCAGCGGAGUGGCUGUCCUGACUAGCUUCCUAGCCACACUACUGAUGGCUCAUCUGUUUAGAUAAGAAUUCCUAAAAGUCUGAAGUUAUUUUUCUGUGGAAUUUGACAAAUGAACCAGAUUUUGGACAUACAUUGGCUUUUGUACAUGAUGAUUUUAAGUAAAUAGUUCUGCAUAUUUAAAUUUUCCAUUUUAAAAAUGUCCAUAUGCUAAAGCAGUUUCUCAAUCAAAUUGAGUGUAGAGAUUAUGAACACCUUUUUUAUGCUAUAAUGAAUGUAAACCUGGGAAAGUGUGAAAUGUCUUGGAACAUCCUCUCAAGUUCUUAUAGUGAGAUGGUAAGAUCGUUAUUCAUAUCCAAUAUCUGAAAUAAGCAUGGUCCUGAAUAGUGAUGGCCAAUCGAGGCUUCAUUAGCAUUAUUUUAGCAGCAGGAUAUAAUGCUGGCAGCACUCAGAUUUUCUUUAUCACAAUAAAAG
Molecule: messenger RNA, 1638 nt
Organism: Esox lucius (northern pike)
Lineage: Eukaryota; Metazoa; Chordata; Actinopteri; Esociformes; Esocidae
Product: serine protease
Exons: 6
Coding region: 306-1232 (308 amino acids)
Biological process (GO): proteolysis
Molecular function (GO): serine-type endopeptidase activity
Source: RefSeq, a predicted model, not a curated record